ACGUGUUUCAAGUCCAGGUUUGAACUUUGUUCAGAUCAGAAUAAAAAUGGCGACAGGCAGACACACUAAGCCCCUCUUCUUCCUCGGGCUUCUCAUGGCUUGUAUCCCAGCAUGCAUUGGGCUUCCUGAAGGCAUGUUUUUGGGGAGACCUGACGCAAGCGUUUUCCUUCAUCGAACCCGUCGAGCCAACUUCUUCUGGGAGGAGCUGAAACAAGGCAACCUGGAGCGGGAAUGUCUGGAGGAGAAAUGCUGCUAUGAGGAGGCCAAGGAGAUCUUCGCUCUGCCGCAGCAGCUGGAGGUCUUCUGGAGAAUGUACACAGCCGAGGAUCACUGCCACUCGUCUCCCUGUAAGAACGGCGGCACUUGCACUCGCAAGAUCAACACUUUUGUCUGUCAGUGUCCAUCUGGAUUCCACGGAUCCACCUGUGACAAAGUGCGCUUGACCACCAAUGGAUGUCGCUACAGGAAUGGAGGUUGUGAACAUUUCUGCAAAGAGCUUCCAGACCGGACAUACACUUGUUUCUGUGCUGCAGGAUAUCAUUUGGAUCAGGACAACAGUACCUGUAGUCCACAAGACCCUGUUCCCUGCGGACGACCAAUAGUCCAGUUCGGCCCGAGAAUUGUCAACGGAGAGAUCUGUCCCAAAGGACAUUGUCCCUGGCAGGCUCUCCUAACUGAGAACCAUCAGCAUACCUGCGGCGCCAUCAUCCUGUCCGAUCAAUGGAUUCUGACUGCAGCUCAUUGCCUGUUGAAGAAACCAAGCAACAUCUUCCAUGUCGUCGUGGGCGAACAUGACCUCGAAGAAGAUGAGAAGACGGAGCAGAAGCGUCGCGUGUCUAAAGUCGUGAUUCACCAUGGUUACAACAAGUCCAGCUACGACAGCGACCUGGCCAUGCUGAAGCUUCACCGUCCCAUCAAACUGGGACUCUACGUCGUCCCCAUUUGUCUUCCGGCUAAGAACAGCUCGUUUGGCCGCACGCUGGCGGCCAUCCGACACAACGUCGUGUCAGGGUGGGGUCGGCUGUCACUGCGCGGGUCCACUGCCAGAUUGCUCCAGCGCCUGACGCUACCACGGGUCCCGCUGCAGGAGUGUCGCCUGCAUACCAAACUCAACAUCACCCGAAACAUGCUCUGUGCCGGGCUACAAAAGGGCGGCCAGGACGCAUGCAAGGGUGACAGCGGCGGACCUCUGGUGACGCGCUACAAGAAAACUUGGUUUCUGACUGGUGUGGUGAGCUGGGGGAACGGCUGCGCUGACAACAACAUGUACGGCAUUUACACCAAAGUCAGCAACUACCUGGACUGGAUCCAGCAUCAAAUGUCCAGAUGGUGAAAGCCAAAAGACCCUGGGAUUUGCCAAAUGACAACUUCAUUAUAUAUUAUGAAUUGGUUUUACCUCUUGACUUUGUUUCAACAUAGUUAAUAAACAAGCAUUUUUUUCUC
Molecule: messenger RNA, 1443 nt
Organism: Phyllopteryx taeniolatus (common seadragon)
Lineage: Eukaryota; Metazoa; Chordata; Actinopteri; Syngnathiformes; Syngnathidae
Gene: f7l
Product: coagulation factor VII, like
Exons: 8
Coding region: 47-1333 (428 amino acids)
Biological process (GO): proteolysis; blood coagulation
Cellular component (GO): extracellular region
Molecular function (GO): calcium ion binding; serine-type endopeptidase activity
Source: RefSeq, a predicted model, not a curated record